AACGACCUUUAUUGGAUUAUAAUUAAAUUCACGUUUACGCGUAUUUUGCUCCUCAUCUCACCUCUCCUCGUAUUUCGGUUAUAUUGCUCCCCCUUUUGGCGCACUUGCAACUUGAAACCCGCUCUUUUACCCCCUUUUUUCACGUUGUCGUUGUGAAUUGAGUUGAGUGUGUAGAGCCUGUAUUUUGGAUUAAACCGCUGCCGCCGCCGCUCGCACCUCUCUUUUAUUCACCUUCACAUCUUUAUCAUCAUCAUCAUCAUCAAACCGUCGUCGUCGUUGUUCGUUGUUUCAAAUUCGCUUGUCGUCAUUUAUCGUUAUUUUGGAAUUGUGUCUGAUCUAAAAUCUGCUCUACGCACAUAUUUUUGGAUUAUAUUAAUAUUCUCGGGGAGCAGGAACUGCUCAAGAGAUUAACCAACAAAAAGAGGAGGAAUCGAUGCGAACCAUCAUCAUCGUCUACUGCUUGAGUGGAAGUUGAUAAAUUUUUGAAUUAAAUAUUUUGUAGAGGAUAUAAGAAAAUAAAUCGAAAAAGAGAUUAUUAUGGAAAAAGCGAAAGCAUAUAUAAAAAAUGAAUUACGUGGGGGUUCCUUAAUGCAAUCGGAACCCCCGCCACCACAAUCACAAUCAUCUGCACCAGCAUCAUUAUCGUCGUUGGGCCAAACACAUUCGUCUUCUACGGGAGCGGCAUCAUCAAUUCCGCCAACACAUCGAACGUCUCCACCAGAAAGUCAACACCAACAACAACAACAGCAGCAACAACAGCAACAACACCAUCAACUUCUUCAACAUCAUCAUCAUUUGCAACAACAGCAUUACCAACAACAACUUCAACAACACCACCAUCAGCAACAACAUCUGCAACAUCAGCAGCAACAACAGCAACAACAACAGCAACAACAGCAACAACAACAUCAACAACAGCAACAACAACAACAGCAUCAUCAUCAUCAUUCAAAAUCUAAUAGCAGUAGCAGUCACAACCACACAACUCCUGAAGUCAUCCCGCUUUGUUAUGUGUGUGCUGGUCAAGGAGGCUUCGAACCCAUACGGGUUCGCCCUAACCCGGAAAGACUCACAGAGCCAUACUUUCCAUUUUUAGAGAGACAUGAAGCCCCUGUUGGAGUUCCACAGCUGCAAGCUACACAGCAAUAUGUUAUGGCUUGUAUGCUCUGUUAUCGGUCACUCACCGAACAAUGGGACGCCUAUGAACGGGAGAACAAACCGAUUCUACAGCGGAUAUAUCACAUGAAACGGUUGGAUGGGAAAAACUACAUUGGCGCUGAUAUAGCCACACAGGGGGAAUAUGCUGCCCAGAUGUUGGGACUUAGUGCUGAGCAUUUGACCACAUCUGGCGGCGAUCGGAGUUCCGGUGAUCGAGGUGGAGGUGGGGAACGAGGUCCCAGUUAUCCAUCGUCAGCGUACUCCUAUCCAAAUUCCGUGCAACGACCAAUGUCCCGAGAAUACGGACAGCACCCGAUGGCAAUGCAUGCGUCGCCGCAACCUCCACAGCAACAUUCUGCAGCGGCUUCACUUCGCAAUGACUCCCCACAUCGUCCAACAUCCCGCAAUGACUCACCGUCACACCAUCAACAACAAAAAGCCGACUACUAUGGAAAGAGUCCUUCGGUGAGCUAUCCUCCCGGUCAGAGGCCGUCAAGUCGCAAUACCGAAAAAUCCCAUAGUCGUCCUCAUUCUCGCGAAAAUCCUCACCAUUCAUCGUCGCAACAUCAAAUGUCCGCCCUGUCGCCUCAGCAACAAGUUGCUCGUCCCACGUCGGCACCAUACGAUGGCAUCAAUAUAAAACCGUCCUCGUUUGCCCAUCAUAAGCUCAAACUUGGCCAGAUCUCCUACAUGAAUUCGAUAUCUGGACCGAAUUACCCCUCGCAACAGCAGCAACAUCAUGCUGCUGCAGCAGCGGUCCAACAACAGCAACAAUACCAACAACAACUUCACCAACAUCAACAGCAUCAGCUGCAAAUGCAGAUACAACAGCAACAUCAACUCCAACAACAGUACCACCAUCAUCAACAACAACAGCAACAACAACACCAGCAACAACAACAGCAACAACAUCAGCAUCAUCAGCAACAACAACAACAGCAACAACAACAGCAACAACAUCAACAGCAACAACAACACCUGCAACAUCAACAACAUAUGCAACAACAGUCCUACCAUCAUCUUCCACCGCAAACAUCCCCGCACGAAUACGGUAGCAGCAGUAAAUCACAAGCUUACGGAUCCAGCAGUGCUGGCAUUCAUCCAGCAGCACCACCGCCACCCGUUCCAUCGACGGUGCCAGUACCAACAACGGCUCCAGCAGCAAAUCCCACCGAAGAUGAAGCAGUUCUCGAUUUACGAAACUCACAUCAUUCUUCGCCAAUUGUUCAGCCACCGUCAGCAUCACGAACGCCAACGUCACAACACGCGUCUUCGAAUACCACAACGCCCAAUCCGGUGGAAGUUGGAAUUCUCGAUUUAUCAAUGCCCGAUAAAAACUCAACAACGGAAGUGUGUUAUGUUUGUGGGGAUGAACAACGUCGCGGCAGUUUAAUCGAACUGAAUACAUGCAAACCGAAAGAAUCAAAAGAUCGCGAUCGUCCGUAUUUUACGAUAUUCAACGAAACCCAUCCGCGUCCGGCCAGAUCGCGACCCAAAGAUCCACGCGGAAUGAUACAGGCUUGUCGAUUGUGUCACGAUCAUUUAAUGCAACAGUGGAAUAAUCAUCAGGCAACUCGUGCAGCAGAAAAUGAACGUUACUACUCGCUGCGUAAACGACCAGCACCAGUGGCCGAACGUACAACAUUUGUUUGUUAUACAUGUGGCGGCGAUACGCCAUCAUCUCAAUUACGCUUAGUCUAUUGUUGUCAAAAUGGCGAACGAGAGCCUUAUUAUCCUUUUAUCAAAACAAUGAAACCAUUUAAAAAUGCUAGUCCCAUAAGUCCGCAGGGCAUGGUGCAAAUAUGUUCCUCGUGCUAUGAUAAGCACUCACAUUUAGCCGAAGGUGGUACACCAGCUAUAAGCAGCAUAGACGGUCUAAAUAAUAGCAACAGCAGCGGUAGCGGCUUGAUGUUCAAUUCAAGUGGUGCCGUUGUAAGUGGCGGCGGCGGCAUCAGUAGUGGCAAUCCAAAUGUCACAAGCGUUUGUAGUGGCGGCGGUGCUGCUGGUGUAAUUGGUGGAGGAGGUGUUGGUGGUGGUGGUGGUGUUGGUGGUCAACAUAUCAUCACACCAACAGGUGGCAGUAGUGGCAAUGGCGGCGGCGGAAAUGGCGGUCGCUAUACACCCUCGGAGAAAUCACUAGCCAAUUCGGAUUCAACGAGUAAUGUUAGAUUUAAGCCCUACGAGUCCAAUUCCAAUAACUCCUCAUCGGCAAAUCGUGAUCUUAAACCAUACAGACGUGAUUCCAGACCAAAUACACCUCCAUCGUCCCAAGGUACCAUUGAAAAUGGUCAUGGGCAAUAUCCUUGCUACAUUUGUAAAACACUUUGUGCAACAAACAAAAUGGAAUGGCUGUCGACCAGUGCCGAGCACAUGAACUCCCAUGCAAUGCAUUUUCCAUGUUUAAAGGGUAGCAGUAGUAGUGAUUCAGCUGGUACUUCAAAUCGGGUAUUAGCAUGCAAGGACUGUGUUAAUCAUUUAGCCCGUCAAUGGGAUACAAUGGAUGCGGAACGUGUUCCAUUGGAACAUAGAAGAUAUAACAUUCCAUCACCAAUGAUGGCAUCUAGUUCACCAAAUGGCUCAAGACAUGGUGGCAUGAGCAUAAAUACACCACCAUCAACACCAUCGGUUUCAACAACACCAGCUAGCACCUCAAUCUAUUGUUUCCUUUGUGGUUUGCAUUCAGAUUUGACUCUAGCACGAGUCCUCUACACCAGCAAGGAGGGCAAUCGACCAUACUUCCCGCAUUUACUUAAACAUAAAUCACCGCCAAAUGCUGAGCAAUUACGCUCCGAUUAUUCAGCUUUAGUCUGUACAUUCUGUUAUCACUCGUUGCUGAAUCAAUGGAGGAAAUAUGAAGCACAAAAUCCAAGUGUGAAUCCAGCUGAACGUAAAUACAAUUGGCACGAUUACAUUUGCCAUUUGUGUGGAAUAACAACGUAUCGAAAACGUGUUAGAGCUUUGCCCGUUAACGAAUUUCCAUUUGUGAAAAAUCGAAAAAGCGACGAUGGUCUUUUGUUGGAAAAUGGAGAAUAUGCGGUCGUUUGCUUGGAUUGUUAUGAGAGUUUAAGACAACAAGCUUCUCAACAUGAUCGAGUUGGUGUUCCAAUAUCAAGAAGAGGAUACAAUUGGGUGCCACAACCUCCACCACCCGAAGAUAGCCCUGAUGUUUCUGUAGCCCGGUUGCCCUGUGGCGAAAGAUCUGAUAAAAUACAAAUUAAUACAACUUUAAGACCAAUACCAAAUAAAAAGAACAGCUCACCAAAACAAUAUGUACACGAAAAACCAAGAGAUGUUGGUGUACCACCAAAAGCCGGUCAAAAGCGUCCUGCAACCAGUCCAGCUCCGCUUAUACCAUCACCGCAUCAUUUGCAAUCACCUUCGGGUGCACCACCCCAAGUCCAACAGAAUUCAGUCCAUGGUCUUAGUAACCAUGGCGCAAGCAAUCACAUUGGGGCCCAGUCACCUUCAAUGCAAGGCCAACAACAGCAACAGUCACAACAAGUGUGCGGAGUUCCGGGAGGUCUUAAUCAGCCAUUUGCUUCGGCUCUACGAAAUCUAGCCAAACAGGCUGACAUCAAGGAAGAAGAAGAUGUUGUUGUUCGGGAUCGUGGUGGCACACAAGGCGGCGGUGGGGGUGGUGGUAGUGGUCAACGUGGUGAUGGGACAUCAUCAUCUUCCGCAGUGCAGAAUUCAUCCACAUCGCGUGUGCCUUCAACAAAUGAUUCCCGGCUUGGGGUCGACAGUCGUCUGGGUAGCAGUCAAGAUGAAAGAAAUGUUGCGAAAAAGCGUUCGGCGCCAUCGCCUCAACCAGCAGAGAAAAUCCCUCGCUUGAAUUCAGGUCAGACAUCAGGUCUACAACCAGAACUAUUGGCCCGCAGUGGCUUUCAACCAUAUCGAUCGGAUGAACGUCUAAUGCAUCCUGCUGGACCGUUCCCCUUAGAUGCAUAUUCUCCAUUCGCAGGGCUACCCGGUAUGCCACCGGGCGCCGCCAUUUUCAAUCCGGCCAGUCUCCAAUAUUCGGAACAAUUUUUAUUGGAGCAACGUCAUCAAUUGUUGCGAAGUGGCGUUCACUAUUCUCAUCCUCAUGCGCAUUCGUUGUACGGGCCGUUGGCAUCACCGUACUCGUCACAUUUGUAUCCGUUUAUCAGCGUUCCCGUCCUGCAUGAGCGUAUGAAAAUGGAAGAGGAACAUAGAGCGCGCAUUGCACGUGAAGAAGAACGUGAGCGUGAACUUCAAAGAGAAAAAGAACGUGAACUCCGCGAACAGAGAGAACGGGAACAACGUGAAAAGGAACAGCGAGAACGUGAACAACGUGAAAAGGAACAGCGCGAACGUGAAAAGGAACAAAAGGAGAAAGAAGCACGUGAACGUGAGAUGCGUGAAAAAGAACGCGAAGCUAGAGAACGCGAGCGCCUUAUAUCGGCCUCACAUCACUACUCCAAUCCAUUGUAUUCGCCCCUGAAUAGGAAUCUUCUUGGUCCAAUGUUGCCCCAUAUUGGCUUAAGUCUGCGUCCGCCACAGGCUGGCAUGCAUGGUCUGCCCUCUAUGUCACCCUAUCAUUCCAGCAACCAACGUCAGAGUCCGAUGGGUCUGAAUUUGGGUCUUUCCUUGCCCGGAGUUCCAAAUCUUCCACAUGGGCCGAAUAUGCAACAUCACUUGCAGAGUUCAGGCCUUGGACUGGGUCAUCCUGGAGCUGGACUUGCCCAUCCCAGUUUCUCCGCAGCAGCCUUGGGUCUCUCCCAUCAUGGCCUAAACUUGUCACAUCCUCACAUGUCGCCCCAUCAUCCACCCAUCACAGCUGCCCAUCAGCUACCACCGCAUUCGACACCACACUCGCAUGUGUCCACAAACAAUUCACAACAUGGCAGCCUGAAUCUUACCCAAAGCUCUGCUGGUAAGCACUCCGAAGCCACAAUUAUCACAUCCUCGGCAUCGGCCAUGCAGUCUCACUCAUCGCACAGCAUAAAUGCCCAGCCGCCAACAAGCAUUCCGAAUAGUAUGUACUAUGCCCAUCAUCCUGGACAUCAUUCAUCUAUGCAUUCGGUCAGUCCACUAGCGCCAUCUGCUGCCCAUCAGCAGUCUUCAUCUAUUUCGAUGUCGAUGGCAGCCCUAAAUCACCAUACUUCCUCAUCGGGUGGCAUGAAAAUACCCACACCCACCUCAUCGGCUGGUCAGCAACAGUCCAUGCCACCGAGUACGCACAAUCAAAAUGGCGGACGAGCAUCAAACAGUCCUCGGCAUCCGCUAGAGAAGCCGCAAACCGGCCUUGGCCCCUUAUCGGCCGCAGUAUCGAUCAAUGAGCCAACUACCUUGGAUCUCACAGGUUCAAAUUCCAACCAUGCCUCGAGUAUCGGAGGCGGCAGCAGUGUUGGAACUCCGGCCAACAAUCGUACUCCACCUUCACACGAGUUAAAUGGAACAGCUACAACUACAACCGCCACAAUGGUAAGCGAUGCCUCUGAAUCUAGCAAGGAAGCAACUGCUGUGAAUGUAGCUCCAUCUAGUGGCCGUGGCGGAGGAACUCCAAAUAAAGAUAAUGAAAAUAUGAAAAGCUCGCCCAUAGAUGACGCAAUAAAGCAAAAACCGCCAACACCAGUUACAGCCACUCCUACCACAACCACCAUUGUGAACUCGUCACCGGAAGACGCUCGACGCAGUCCCGACGAUCAGGCAUCGGCUGGUGUAAUUCCCUCUUCAGGUAAUACUAACAAGCCAUCCCCUAACAGUACAGUUAUGGAGGGCAUCACACAAUUGUCACCUCCAUCUGCCAUCAUUAAUGAGCAGACCUCUCCCAAGCCCUCCGAUGUGACGGCCACAUCAAAGAUCUCCCCUUCAGGUGAUGCUACCGGUGUUACUUCAACCACCGGGGGCACUAUAAGCCCUCCGGCGGUGGUAAGUAGUAGCACAAAUAUUUCGGUUACUCCCUCCUCAGAGGAGGUUGUGUCCAGCGCUAGCGCUAAUGAAGUGUCCCGGUGAAAAAUCCCAAACGCUAAAACAUUAAAAUUUUGUUUUAAAGUUGUAAAUAUUUGAAUGAUAAAAACUAUUAAAUAAAAACAGUUUAGGACAUUAAGCAUUUUCUUUAUUUUUUAAAAUAUUUUAUUUCUAUUUUUUGUGGAAAAUUCAUUUAAUCUUUUAUUUAAAAUAAAUUAAAUAAAUAUUUUCAGUUUA
Episyrphus balteatus (marmalade hoverfly) is the source of this 7326-nucleotide messenger RNA. RefSeq lists its product as uncharacterized. The coding region runs from base 538 to 7134 and encodes 2198 amino acids. The record is from RefSeq and is a predicted model, not a curated record. NCBI's taxonomy places the organism in Eukaryota, Metazoa, Arthropoda, Insecta, Diptera, Syrphidae. The transcript is spliced from 12 exons.